AACAUUUGAGUCAUUUAGCAGACGUUAUUAUCCUGAGCAAUAGUGCUUACAUGUUCAUACUUCUUCCCCCCAAGAAUCGAACCAACAACCUCGCGCCAUGCGCUACCAACUGAGGUACACGGGACCAACUAACUGACAGACCAUGAGAGCUUCUCAACUUCUUCAUUCAAACAUAUAACUUUACAAAAGACUGCGAUUAUCGCCGAACUCUCCCGCGUCAUGUCAUUAAUCAAAUCAUGUUCGAUUUAUGUCUCGCCAAUUUCACAAACGUCGAUGGUUGUUUCAUUGAAAGUGACGUAAAUUGAAAGUUUAGUUAUCUAUUACGUUACUCUGUAUAUUAGUUAGUUCGCACCAGCGAGCUAAAACUGCAUGUGCCACAUGAGGAAAUUAUGCAAAUUAAAUGUGCUGUUUUACUCAGUUGGGUGAUAUUGCUGAAUAUACCCUACACGAACACGCGCAGCUACAUUGAUUAGCACAUCACCUUUUCAAUGUGAUGUUGGUGGCUAGUCCGGGACGUUGCUGGGCAACCAAACAUUUUCAAAACUAGAAUGUGUUUACUCCAACUUCCAUUUUUGGAUAGUUUGCGAAAUUGUAGAUUACACGUUUUCGGUAUCUUGCUAGUUUAUGUUACAUAAUAUCACUGGUACAUGCAGCACUGUAUCGGGGUAUCUUUCUAGUCUUUUUUAAAUUUCGCCUUGAUUUCCUGCACCCGUGCCUAAUUUGUCCAGAAAAAAUUGCUGCAUUCCACCUCAUGAUGAGCCAUCUACAUGGCAGAGCCUUAACAGAGAAGCAGAAUGUCCUGCAUGUUUUUAGCAAGCACUUCAAGUCUACAGAUAAAACCUGUAGCCCAACCAACAGAUCCACUCCACACUGCUGCUCUUCAAGCCAUACCAAGAACACAGAAGCACAAAACAGCCAGACGAACAAGACUAAACGACUAAAAACACGCAAGGAGAGGAGACAGGUAAGCAGAGGAGGAUCAAAUAGCAGAUCCCACCAGCACCAAAGCAGCAAAGAGAAGGACCACUGUCAUGGUUGCUGCCAAAGCUGCUCUCGCCUUCCUCCACGGAGAGAUGCCCCAUUAGCCCGCGUCUUCCCCGCUGGGCAAGAGCCCAGCAUCAUCACGAAUAACCGUCUCAUCGGCCACCAUGGCCUGUUCAACCAUGAGGUGAAGUCCAUCGACAUCGAGCGCCUGCUGAGUGAGCAGAGGAAGUUGGAGAAGCUUGGGGAGCGAGGCAAAACUACUGCUACUCUUCCUCCCCUUCCACCCUCAUCUUCUCUUCCUUUCUCCUCUCCUGGGCCUGAUUCAGAUGUGGGUGAAGUUGCUGUUCCUGACAAUGUUGAGGAGGAUCCAGAUAAAGGGAGAGUAGAAAGAGUAGUAGCAAAGAGUAGUACUAAGGCCAACAAGUGUGAUGAGUAUAGGUCUAAUUCAGAAAGCAGACUUUUUAAGUGUUCUCGUGGGGAUACACAAGAGGAUUUCAGAAGAAAUUUCACAUCUAUUCAGGUUUGUCUGGAGAAGAAUGUAGCCAGUCACUCUAACAGCCAGGAGUCUGGUAUCACACCAGGUCAGACACAUCAUAGCGGUCUGACAUCAUCAGAGGGCGGCGUAGUUACCCUAUCAUCCACAGAGAGUCCCUCACGUGUGGUUCGAAACAAGAGCAAGGGGCCCAGGCCUGUAGUCUGUGAAACACUGUUGUCACCCAGUGGAAAGAAUGAAAAUGAGAGACCACCUGACACAAGGGCUGAGGUUAUGCCUGUUGUCCUUACCAUGGAGCAGACCCCCAAAAACCAUGGACCUAUUCUCCCACACACAGAGCCAUUCAGGCCCAGUCCAAACAUCACAAUGUCUUCCUUCUCAGCAAGAGGUGGACGCAGUGAGAGCUCAGACAAUCAGAUGCAGCAAACUGUCACCAACCCUGUCAGUGUGGUAGCUGCGCGUCUGUGCAGGUCUCUGCAGCUGCCACUGCUCCGCAGGAGACACCUUGUGGCGGAAAGUAGGGAGGUGCUGCUGCAGGCCCUACGGGAGAGGCACGGGCUCCAGCUGCAGGAGAACCUACUCAACGUGCAGCGACGUCUCAGCUUCGGUACAGGACCCACCACAACCAGGGCCGGCCUGGGGCAGAGCACAAUCCUGGAAGGCGUAGGUGCAUAUGGAGGCUGGCCUGCAGCUCCAUUGGAUGGUGGUUUUGGAGAGAGCAUGGUGGAGCAUCCAUGCCUGGACACCCAGAGGUCAGCCCCCAACAAGAGGAGGAGGAAGCAGCAGCUAUGCCCCAACAGAAUGACCCCUCCUCAGCCCCUCAUUGGGUCGCAGAACAGCCUGGACACGGCUGCUGCAUGGAACCCCAACCCCAGUGUGGAGCAGGUUGGGGAACUGAUCGGAGAACUACUUAGGCCCGCUUCCUCCUCGCACUUCCUCAUGGACCUCCAGCCCUCUGGUUCCCCCUCUCGCCACCAUGUCUUUGCCCCCCCUCCAUCCUCACCUUGGGCAGCUCAAUCCGGUCUGCCUCAGCCCUGGAAUGACGUAUUCGACAGGGGAAGCAUGAGAGAGUCAACCAGGGUGGAUCACUUUGAGAACUGGAGGUAUGACCCAGAUUUGAGUUUUCUAAACCAGCCAGAAACAGUGAGAGAGAGGAGCAGUGAGCCUUUCUAUCAUGAGAGGAGUAUGCAGUGUUUCCUGCAGUAUCCCACAGGGCCAACAGAGGGACACAGAGACAGACACUUGCCACAGCAACAAGAUCCAUACGACAUUGAAAGAAGCCAUUUUGGUGGUUCUUCCUCAUCCUUUUCUGCUCCUACCCACUAUCCACUAGACAGUCAUCAGCUCCACCCUUUCUAUCGCUUCAACUGUCGCCCCCCAACCAGCCCUGUAAUCUCCAGGUCCCACCUUCCUGACAUGGCCUACUAUCCCCCCUCCCACAUGCUGGAGAGUGGCCUGUCCCCUCCUCUGCCACAUGGGUCCCUACCUGCUUUCCCCAGCCCUGAACGCUGGUCUUUCCCCCGAAUGAGACUGUACUGAUCCUCUGUGUAGUAGAGACAUGCAUAAGCACAAUGCUAUGUUGUUGAGUAUAUUCUAAAUGCAUACCGUCAAGUCCAAUUGUUUACAAUUACAACUGACUUGAUUUAUUUAUUUAUUGUUAUUGAAUACCAUCAUAUGAUGGGCAGAAAGACAAAGUGUCAUCCAGGAAAUGUUGUUUGUAUAUUUACAAAUGUAAGUUAAAUGUGUGAGAACAUUAUUUAAAAAAAAAAUAUUUCAUACAUUCCACAUACUCUAAAACUACUUCCAGCCUGGACAGUAAAAACACAAUUAUGCUGUAGAAAGGUAACAGCAGCAGAAUUUAUUUUUUAUUGCAUGAAUACUUCUAAUUGAAACAUGUGCAUGCAAAAACAUACAGAAGCACUAUAAGAGAAAAUGCAUUGCAGAACUUAUGCGGUAUGUUGUUUACAGACAGCUACAGUGGACUAGUCAACUAUGGCAGUACAAAAUAUCCAAGAAUCUGGCCCUUGUGUUUUUUUUGUGGCCAGUGGGCCUACUUAAAGUAUACUUUUAUUAUUUUUGACAAGCAGAAUGCUUUAGCACAGAUUAUCAAAGACAUGAAUUAGCAUGAAUGCAUUCUGCAGAGGAUUGUCUGCUGUCCAUGGGUAGAUCCCAAUUGCAUAUUCUGUCUCCUUCUCAAAACCCAUUGGAUGAGAAAGCCAAAGGUCCCCUCUGACCUUUUUCUCCAAUUGGUUUUGAGAAGGAGCGAGGACAUGAGGAGUAUACAAUUCUCCCCCUGUAAGAUGGACUGAAUAAAAUUAACCUGUAAGUAAAAUACUGUACACACUGUAUCUUAUAUUAAAAUCUAAUAAUAGAUCAUUAA
Oncorhynchus kisutch (coho salmon) is the source of this 3857-nucleotide messenger RNA. It is a transcript of the gene prr19, whose product is annotated as proline rich 19. The record is from RefSeq and is a predicted model, not a curated record. The transcript is spliced from 4 exons. NCBI's taxonomy places the organism in Eukaryota, Metazoa, Chordata, Actinopteri, Salmoniformes, Salmonidae. Bases 752 to 3016 code for a protein of 754 amino acids.